This is a messenger RNA of Nyctereutes procyonoides (raccoon dog), 1612 nucleotides long. RefSeq names its product apolipoprotein L2-like. Gene Ontology annotation, cellular component: membrane; extracellular region. The record is from RefSeq and is a predicted model, not a curated record. The transcript is spliced from 6 exons. Gene Ontology annotation, molecular function: lipid binding. Gene Ontology annotation, biological process: lipoprotein metabolic process; lipid transport. Lineage: Eukaryota; Metazoa; Chordata; Mammalia; Carnivora; Canidae. The coding region runs from base 568 to 1569 and encodes 333 amino acids.
CACAAGGUCUGCACCCGAGCAAACAGCACUUGGCCACCAAGGAUGGGCCUGCUGGCGUGUCCCUGACAUCAGGGACAAGUCUAGAGACACCAGGUUAGAUCCACGGUGGUGGAGCAAAGACCGGGACCUGGUGGCCAAGCCGGGGAGCUAAGCCCUCCCCCAGGGCUCAUGGGAGCAGAGUAAGGGACCGUGGACUUUGCCAGGCCGGUGCGGAGGGCUUCUCAGAGGCAGUGAUGCUAGAUUUGGGCUUUGAUGUAUGAGCCCGAUUGUUCCGAGUGGCAGAAGCAGGUGCUCCUGCAGCGGCAUCUGGGUACCAGGUGCCUAGGAGCCACGUGGGUGUGGCCUUUAGUGGCUGUGAAGUGGUAGGUGUGCAGGGAGCAUCCGACCCCUGCAUUGGAAGCCCUGUGCACCCGCCCGCCCUCGGAGACUGUGUGACCCUGGGAGGACAGGACUCUGACUUGGCUUGGGAGUGAGUUGGAGUGAGGCUGAAUCUCUUCUGCAAUACUUCCUUCCAGCUGAGACACAGACACAACUGUAGGGAAACCCUCAGAUCCCACUGCUGGCACCAUGACCUCGGAAAGCCGUGAACUCUCCCCAGAGAACGAAAGUUUUCUUGAGGAUGCUAUUGCGUAUUUCCAGAACACCGUGAGCCCAGAAGUACUGCAUCACCUAUUGAACGACCAUGAAGCCUGGGAGAGAUUUGUGGCUGUGGCUGUGGCCUCAUUGUCCAGGGAGGAGGCUGACACACUACGUGAAGGUUUGAAUGACCUGACAGGACACAUGCAUAUGGAAGACGAAGAGCUGGCUAGGGAGACUUUUUUGAAUGUGUUUCCCCAGUUGAAAGCGGAGCUUGAGAACCGCAUAAGAAAGCUCCAUGAGCUUGCAGAUAAGGUUGACAAGGUCCACAAGCGCUGCACCAUCUCCAACAUGGUAGCGAGCUCCACCGGUGCUGUGUCUGGCCUCCUGGGCAUCCUUGGUCUGGGUCUGGCACCUGUAACAGCAGGGUUCAGUCUGACACUCUUGACAACUGGAUCGGUGCUGGGAGUCGCAGCUACUGUGACUCACGUGUCCACCAGCCUUGUGGAAUACUCAAACACAUCAUCUGCAAGAGCUGAAGCCAGUGACCUGGUGUCUGGUAUUGAUCAAGGGGACAGAGUUGAAUUGGAUCUGCAGAACACCAUGCUCAAAAUUCUUUCUUUAGGAUCUCUCUUUAGAAAUCUGCAAAAAAUUGCAAAGAAUAAUAGUGCCAAGAAGGUAGCCAAAGUCCAACCUCACCUGGUAGACAAGGCCAGGCGCCUCAUGACAGGUAGGAGUGUCUCAGUUCGAAGUGGCAAUCUGGUGCAGAAAGCUUUUGGAGGUACUGCUCUGGCAAUGACCAAAGGAAUCCGGUUUCUGGGCAUGGCUAGCUCAGGUGUGUUCCUUCUGAUGGAUGUGUCCAGCCUUGUAAAAGAGUCAAGGCACUUGCAUGAGGGGGCAAGGGCAGAGUCAGCUGAAGUGCUGAGGCAGCAUGCCCAGGAGCUGGGGAGAAAGUUGGAAUUGCUCACAGGGCUCUAUGAGAGUCUCAUGUAGGGCCGACUCCAUGACCUCCAAGCAGGGAUGGAGCAGGGGUGAG